GGAGGAGGUGCUUAGAGCUUCUUGCACGUAUAACAUGUGGUGGUACAUAUGUGGGACUAUAUACUUCUAGGAGGUGGUGAGGAGGUAGGUAUAUAACAGUGUGUAGGCGGAGUGAGUGCUUUAUUGUCCGUCAUGUCUGCAGCAAAGAGCAUCAUUCUCCUUGCCUCGUGUCUUGUGCUUGUCGCGGGCGAAACGAAUAAUGUCAGCGACUUGGAGACGAAUCAGAUCGGGAGAUCCAUCUCGUCAGCUGACGGUCUAGUCUCAUCAGUCUUCCUUGACUGCUUGGACAACCAACAGUCUCCCAUGCACUGUAUCCGCGUCAAGACGCUCGAAUACCUGGAGAGCGUGGUGCCGUCGAAACGCGCCCUGAAAACGCCUCCCGCCGAAGUGACCGACGAUGGCGAACUGGACGCGCGUAUCGGCGAACGCGUGCAGCGGUUCGUUGACUCGCACCAGUUCAAGCUGCGGCUGCCUGAGUUUUUCUUUCAGGGCGCCACCUUGGUCUUCACGCCCGCUAAGAGUCUGCUGGAUUUCGAUGUGGAGUUUCCUCAGACAACCGGCGAGCAACGGUCGGUCGAUCAAGCACGUGACAUGAAGAAAAAUAUGCUACUGCCUCUGUUGAUGCUGAUCAAGCUGAAACUGAAGACGAUCAUCCCGAUCCUGCUGACGGUUGUGCAUGUGAAGGCCACCAAGGCACUCAUCAUGAGCAAACUGGCGCUCCUAUUGGUCGGUGGCUUCCUCGCCUUCCAGAUCCUCCAGAAAAAACAGAUGAUGCAGAUGAUGAUGGCGGAGUCCACCCCCUCCCCUGCCAGCGCCUACGGACCUCCAGCUCCCACCUACGGUCCUCCCACCAACAGCUACGGUCCUCCCUCGACCGUAGCGACCGUAUCCUCCUACGAAGCACCCAUCUACGAUGUGCCUAGCUCCUGGGAGCCCUCCCCCGCCCAGGGACCGUACGCCAGGGUGGGCUGGGACGCGCAGUCUAUGGCCUACAACGGAUAUGUCAACUCUCAAUCCAACAGCCAGCAACUGUCUUCCAGCUAGGGAAUAUUGGCGUACGUUGGAAAGGAAAUUGAAUACCGGCACAGAAAAUCGAAGUAACCAAAUUUGAAAAUUAAUUCGAGGGGUUUAUAAUAUGUUACACCUGAAAGAAGCAGCGAAAAUAUUCCAAUUCUCAAAUACAUCUACUUAGAAUACAUCACUUUCAAAUUUCUUCUGAUAAAAUGUAAUACUCACCAAUUAAGCGCAGUGUGAAAUCAAAAACUUCGAAUUAUCCAAAAAAUCUACCAGCUCAACUUCAGGUUUGCUAUUUGAAAGCUGUUACCAAAGCUCUUUUAAACAUCUUGUAAGUUAUACCAUUAUUUAUUGAAUAUUUGUAAUAUAUUUAUAAUAAAUGUUCCUACCAAGCAGGA
This is a messenger RNA of Nilaparvata lugens (brown planthopper), 1412 nucleotides long. RefSeq lists its product as uncharacterized. The record is from RefSeq and is a predicted model, not a curated record. The transcript is spliced from 3 exons. NCBI's taxonomy places the organism in Eukaryota, Metazoa, Arthropoda, Insecta, Hemiptera, Delphacidae. Bases 133 to 1044 code for a protein of 303 amino acids.